CCUGCUUACAAUCAAUCUGCAUAAUCAAGCAUUUUAAAUUCCCGAGACUCCCGUCAAUCUAAACUCUAUCCGCGCAGUUGGGACUCCCACCUCGCACCCGGAAUCCCCGCAAACUCAAAUCCUGAGAAACACACUUUAGCCGUCUUGCUUUAUCCCACCGACCCUUGCCCAACCCUUUACACAUAAUGAAGACUUUCCACCUCUUCCUCUUCGCCACCCCCAUCCUCGCGGCCGUAGCCCCAGCCAUAAUCGCCGAGCAGUGCGGAUCCCUCGGCGUAAUGACAUACACCGCCGCAUCCCUCGACACCUCCGUCGCCGGUGGCACUGGCGUUGAUCCCGCACAGAUCCGCACGUGCCAAGAUCACCCCCUGGGCCCGGCCCCUCGACCCAAACACGCCGUCGGGCCCCGUCCUGCGUCCGCAGACAGCAAGCAAGGAGGAGUCAACUCCACCACCGUAAACCGCUGGGGCUGGGGUUGGGGCUGGCGGCACGGCGGCGGCGGCGGCUGGGGUAACUGUUGGGACGUCGAUCCGGGCGACUAUGGCUGCUCCGGGGGCUACUGCUACAAGGCGUGCGAUAGCGAUGGGAGGCAACGCUAUUUUCCUCGUGUGGGGAAUUUGAUUCUGAUGGACCACAACAUGACGUACGGUAGACGAUACCUGACAUAG
Messenger RNA from Colletotrichum acutatum, 668 nucleotides. RefSeq lists its product as uncharacterized. The record is from RefSeq and is a predicted model, not a curated record. Lineage: Eukaryota; Fungi; Ascomycota; Sordariomycetes; Glomerellales; Glomerellaceae. The transcript is spliced from 2 exons. Bases 186 to 668 code for a protein of 160 amino acids.